GUUGAGCCCUCUUUUUCUGAGCAGAAAGGUUAAAUAACCUUUCAUAAUUUUUCUCUCUCUUUCUCCUUUCCUACUCUGAAACCCUAGUUCACAACAUAUAGGAAAAGAAAGCUACAAAAAAGAAAAAGAAAAGCAACAGAUCUCUCCAAACCCUUCUCCCCUUCAUCUCCAAAUGAUCAUCACUAAGAUCUCCAUGCAUAUUCUCUCUUCUUUUUAUACCAACUGAAAGACAAGUAAAGGAUUUGCUUCCAUUUCAGAUCCACCCUUGAAAGAUAUCGUAAAGCUGCUAGCUCUACAUUAAUUUCCAGGUUCCUUUUUUCUUUUCCCUUUUCUUUCAGUCGUUUAUUUAAUUUUCAAGCUAUGGAUUCUGGUGGUAGUGGAAGUAUGCAAUCUUCUAGCGGUGGUGAAGAAGAAUAUGACUCAUCUGCCCCGCCCUUCUUCAAUAAUCCUCCUCCUACCCACUUCGGCUCCAUCUCAUCAAAUCCACGCCCUUCAUUUUUCUAUCAACACCAGCCCAAUUUGUUUGAUCUUUCACCUAAUUAUCUCCACGUUCUCUCUCAAACCCAACCAAAUCAUUCAAGUCCCAAUUCCGCCGACCUUGCCUCGUUGAACAAAUUAUCUACCUCCAGCUCGGCGGCUCCUCCGGAGCCUAACCACGGCUCGAUGCUGCACAAUGGUGCACGAGCCGCAACGCAACGCAACUCCAAGAAGCGGACUAGAGCUACAAGGCGAGCACCCACCACCGUUCUCACCACCGACACCACGAAUUUCAGGGCAAUGGUGCAAGAAUUCACUGGGAUUCCCUCGCCGCCUUUCUCCGGCGGCUCGCCCUACUCCCGCCGGCUCGAUCUAUUCGGCAGCGGCUCGAGCUUCCGGUCCUCCGGUCAUUUGGAAGCGUUGGGGGGAGGAUCAUCAUCAGCUCUUUACCCUUUACGUCCUUCACCUCAAAAGGUACUCCAGCCGCCAUCGCCGUUUCUCAUGUCUUCCUCUUCUUCUUCUUCUUCCUCAUUGUUGAACAACGCCAUGGUUGAUGCUACAAAUGUUGGUAAUUCGACAACCUUAAAUAACUACCACCAACUGCCGUCUAAUCUUGGCCUUCCCCGGCAGCCUCAAAACAUGCUAAACAUGCAAAACCAAAUUCUCACAUUCCAGUCGUCGUCGUCGUCGUCUCUUCCGCAGCCGAGUAUUCCCGGCGGAUUUGGUGCGCCGUCGCCUGGAAGUUUAGCCUUGCCAUCCCUUGAGGAAUUAGGUAUGAGCCACGGACAUGCCAAUCUGAACCUCGGUGGAGGAGGGCUACCAAUUAAUCACGGAGCUGGAUCCAAUGGUGGAAGAUCGAGCCAAGAGCAUUUGAGGCCGUUGGAUGGGAAUUACGGCAAUUCGCCGCGGGUCGGUGGCUGUAAGUUGAAUUAUUCGGCAUCUUCAUCAACGGAUUUUAACGUCCACGACAAGUCUUUGGAGAAUGUGUCUGGUAGUAGGGGUGACGGUACCGUUGAUUCAUGGCUUUGUCAUUCAGGUUAAAUUGAUCAAAUGAUCGAAACUAUAACACGUGUACGUACCACACGAAUCGCCGUGUUUAAGUACAUUAUGAUGAAGAGGGUUUUGCCGCAGCCAUACAACACAGCGGCGGCCGGCAGCGCCGGUGGUGGUGGUGGUGAAGAUGAUGAAUAUCUUAGCUUCUUAUAUUAAUUAAUUAGUGAUCACCACGCCUUAGCCACUUUUCG
Corylus avellana is the source of this 1721-nucleotide messenger RNA. RefSeq lists its product as uncharacterized. NCBI's taxonomy places the organism in Eukaryota, Viridiplantae, Streptophyta, Magnoliopsida, Fagales, Betulaceae. The record is from RefSeq and is a predicted model, not a curated record.